AUGUCGAUUAAUUUAUUCAUCUGUGGGAUACAUGCACCGUUGAAUACAUACGCCAGUUUUAUCGGCACACGGUUACCGUUUUCCGUGUCAUCAUGUGCCGGUAUUCAUUUCAGCUUUCUGACCACCAUGUUCAGCGGCCAAUGGACUGCCGCGUUUUUAGCUGCUAACCGCUUCGUAGCCACCAUCUUCCCGCAUCAUUACGCGAAAUACUCCAAAAACCGCGUAGCAGUUGGCUGUAUUUCAUAUUCAUGGAUCGUCAGCGCCGUUAUUAAUGUACCUCCAUUAUUUAACAUCGGCGGUCUGUACCGUGCCAUUCCGCCGUGGUUCGGAUGCGGGCUGCAACCGGAUGGGGCGUCGAUUGUGUCCACACUGUCCGCUGUGAUUGGUGUGUACAUUCCGCUGGUAGUUGUCUGUGGAUGUUACGUGGGAAUCUUUAUCCGUUCGGUUGGGAUCAAGUGCCGCAACCGGGUGAAUGUGGAAAGCGCAAAAGUUGCGGUGAAGACGAAGAGUGAUAGCAGUCAACGGCGAUCCGCGGUAACCAAGAUGCUGUUUGCCUGUGCGGUGUGGUACUGUGUUUGCUACUUUCCGCAUUCGAUUCUGAUUACGUCGUUCUUCAACGUGUACCAGCGGAACCCGACGACACAGCUGUGGAUCAGAAGUUUAUCAUGGUGUGGAUAUGUCGGCAAUCCGUUUAUUUUCUUUGCAAUGUCGGAAGAAUAUCGCCACGGCGCCAGAACACUUUGGGGACUUUUAUUCCUUAUGAGGCCAGCUCGCACUCUAAAUAAUGACGAACUAAAAGGCACAAGCCAUAUGAAUACUCUGACCUUGCCCGCAACUAAACCUUCGUUUCCGUGA
Paramacrobiotus metropolitanus is the source of this 855-nucleotide messenger RNA. RefSeq names its product galanin receptor 2a-like. Gene Ontology annotation, molecular function: G protein-coupled receptor activity. The record is from RefSeq and is a predicted model, not a curated record. The transcript has 2 exons. Lineage: Eukaryota; Metazoa; Tardigrada; Eutardigrada; Parachela; Macrobiotidae. Gene Ontology annotation, biological process: G protein-coupled receptor signaling pathway. Bases 1 to 855 code for a protein of 284 amino acids. Gene Ontology annotation, cellular component: plasma membrane.